Acaulospora colombiana is the source of this 1087-nucleotide messenger RNA. NCBI's taxonomy places the organism in Eukaryota, Fungi, Glomeromycota, Glomeromycetes, Diversisporales, Acaulosporaceae. The record is from the annotation of a GenBank genome assembly.
AGAAGGCCUUAAAUUAUUAAUGGAAAAACUUGCUCGGGUUAUUAAUCGAUUUAGCGAAUUCGCCGGUAAAUUUAAAAAUUUGCCUACUCUGGGAUUCACCCAUUUUCAGCCUGCUCAGUUGACUACCGUUGGUAAAAGAGCAACUCUAUGGAUUCAGGAAUUACUAUGGGAUCUAAGGAACAUAACGAGAAUCAGAGGAGAUGUUUGGUUUCGUGGAGUGAAGGGCACCACGGGAACUCAGGCUUCGUUUUUAUCUCUAUUUGAAGGUGAUCAUGAUAAGGUAGAAACUUUAGAUAGACGCGUUGCCGAACUCUCUGGAUUCGAAGAAUUGUACCCAGUAACUGGACAGACAUAUUCGCGUAAAAUAGACGUUGAUGUAUUAAAUGCUUUAAGUUCAUUUGGCUCAACAACACAUAAGAUCGCCACGGAUAUAAGAUUAUUGGCAAAUCUUAAGGAAAUCGAAGAACCGUUUGAGAAAGAUCAAAUUGGUAGUUCUGCAAUGGCUUAUAAAAGGAAUCCAAUGAGAUGUGAAAGGGUUUGUAGUUUAUCGAGACAUCUAAUAGCCCUCGCUCAAGAUGCUUUGAUGACCAACAGUGUUCAAUGGUUAGAAAGAACUUUGGAUGACAGUGCCAAUCGACGUAUCUCAAUUCCCGAAGCAUUUCUAACAGCUGAUAUCGUUUUAUCACUGUUACAAAAUAUUUCCGAAGGAUUUGUGGUGUAUCCCAAAGUGAUUCAACGUCACAUCGCGCAAGAAUUACCAUUCAUGGCGACUGAAAAUAUUAUUAUGGCGAUGGUCAAAAAAGGAGGUGAUAGACAACAAUGCCACGAAGAAAUUAGAGUUUUGAGUCAUCUGGCUGCUAGUAAGGUUAAAGAAGAAGGGGAAGAGAAUGAUUUGAUUGAAAGAAUAAAAAAUACUGAAUAUUUUAGACCCAUUUGGGAAGAGCUUGAUUCCUUAUUAGAUCCAAAGACAUUCAUCGGGCGAUCACCGCAACAAGUUGACAAAUUUUUGAGAGAUUAUGUGGAGCCUGUAUUAAAACCAUACGAAGGUUUGCUAAAGCAAGAGAAGAAAGUGAUCUUAAAUGUUUAA